Molecule: messenger RNA, 2886 nt
Organism: Fonsecaea erecta
Lineage: Eukaryota; Fungi; Ascomycota; Eurotiomycetes; Chaetothyriales; Herpotrichiellaceae
Exons: 3
Coding region: 1-2886 (961 amino acids)
Molecular function (GO): protein binding
Source: RefSeq, a predicted model, not a curated record
AUGGAUCAGUAUAGACCGAGCGACUGGACGGAUUUGCAUUGGGCAGUGUGGUGCCAGGAUGCGGACAAAGUCAAAGAGCUGCUGGCCUCAACAAACCCGGACAUCGACACCCGCGAUAAGAUCGGAUGGACGCCACUUCACUUGGCUUGUUGUGCCGAAGACUCUCUUCUAUGGAAAAACCAUCAAUUGGCAUUGCGAGGCCUGAGCCUACAACGCCACGAUUCCCCCGGUGCUCAACUCACGUCCAGGCCUGGAGCUGCCGAGAGGUACACUCUUUAUGCUUACACCUCCUCACGAUAUGCCACACGCGACCGGGAGCGCCCCGAAGGCACUGUCGCGUUCAUAAUCGCGUUAGAUUUGCUCCAGAAUGGAGCUGAUGUCACUGCCUUGGCCCAAGAAUUUUGUACUCCGCUUUACUGUGCCGCCAACUCAGGUUGGGUUGAUCACGUCGACAUUCUCCUAUCCUUCGGUGCUUCGCUGGACCGCGGGAAGUCCUGCUCUCCAGUGUGCUGGAGCACAGGCACACAAUGUCUUCACUACCUCCGAAAGAAAGUUGGGUUUGAUACGUGGAGCAAGAUCCGGGAGAAGUGCGACGGUCCGUGCCACAGAGAAACCCUUCCUGCCUUCUCUUCGGUGCCCGACGCUUUCAACACUUGGUACUUUGGCGAAUUUUUGCUCAACCGUUCGAAAGGAUGUUUGCCGGGGGCGAGGAACAGUGUCGCUAUCGAUACGGUCGCACACCCAUGUUCCCUCUGCGAUUCUCUGUCUCUCGAGUACCUGUCCUCCCCCGGUGGCUUUUUACAUGCAAAGUCACUAAAGGAGCUCGGACAGUCGUCGGUUCGAUGUGAGGGCUGUCGCUUUUUCCUCUCUUGUUUCGAUGCCCACCGCGAUAUUGACAACGACAACGGCAUCUGCCAGGUGAUCCUGAGAAGAGGCCUCUCACCGAAUAUAAGAGGUGCCGUCACCUACUUAAGGGUACAGCUAUCCUGUGGCUGUUUCUGCAACUCUCCAGAGGACAUGCCGUUUCGGUCACUCAACUUUGCACGCUGUAUGGGCAAGUGCAGUGCCUUUCUGAUGGAAGACAUCAGCGUCGAUAUUUUCACAAGCGACUUCAAAAAUGCGUCCAGGUACGAUGGGCUGAUGUACGGCAAAAUUCCAGAGGAGAAUGCCCGAUCAGCUGGAUCGAUCGCAACAACAAGGACGUGGCUACGCCGCUGCGAGACUUAUCACAUACGAUGCCGCAAUCGGAUUGCCGAACAAGCUGAUGAGCCUCCGAGUCGGUUGAUCGACGUCUCUUUGCUAGCUCGUACAGGCACCGUUCGGCUUGUGGCCGGAAGCCCAAACACAGGGAGAUAUACAGCUCUCAGUCAUCGAUGGGUUUCAGGACCGACGCCCUCGUGGGCAACUACAAGGUCGAACGUUGAAAAGAGGUUUCAGCGAUUUGAAUUGCUGGAGCUACCCAACACUAUACAAGAUGCUGUCACCUACACCAGUGAACUUGGGCUAUCAUAUCUUUGGGUUGACUCUUUGUGUAUCAUCCAGGAUGAUGAGGCUGACUGGUCCAGUGAAAGCGUUCAGAUGCUCAAGGUAUUUGGCAAUGCAGCCAUUUCUUUCUUCAGCGACAGCGCCCAAAACGACGACUACUCCUUCCUCGCGAAUCGUCAGCAAGGAAGUUUCCAGCGGAGAACCGGCGUUUCCUUGACUAUCGUGACUGCUAACGGUCCUGUCCAGACCAGCCUGGUCAAGAGGUAUUCACCGUACGAACUUGCGCUGCCUGCAAGAGCAUCAGAUUUAUUUCAAUCCGACGUUGUCCACUCACCUCUAUCGACACGAGCAUGGAUUCUACAGGAGCAGCUUGUUUCACGCCGCCGGCUUCACUUUGGAGAAUUCCAACAAUAUUGGAUAUGUGGAGAAGUCUGUCAAGCUGAAGAUGGAUCCGACCUUUCAGCCUUCGUUCCGUCUUGGUUCCGGUGGACCUCCCCGAAAACCGACAUCCUUAAGCGGCUCGAUCCGAGCAACAUCGAGCAUCGGCAACACAAUCUAUGGGCUCAGCUGGUAGAGAACUAUACACAUCGGUCGUUGACUAGACGACAAGACCGUCUUCUUGCCCUGUCCGGACUGGCAAGGCUAUCUGCCCAGCUCUACUCGGAUCGAUAUCACGUUGGAUGUUGGACGAGGUGCAUUGGGCGCAAUUUACUCUGGGUUUCCGUAUUGAAGCACCCUCCGCGGAAAGCAGAGGACCUGUCGUCGCCAUCGAACCGAAGAGCCUGUCUUCUCAAGGGAAUACCAACUUGGUCGUGGAUUGCUGCUGACGGCGCUGUGGAAUAUCCACAUCUCCGACGGGGCAACGGUGAGGCGGACUGGGUCAAGCUCCAGUACGACGUCAUCUCACCCCCCAAAUGUGUCUAUGGAAAUGCAGACAUUUUCAGCGCAGCUCCAAAGCACUGCUCAAGCUUAGUCCUGCGAGGCGUCCUCCAUCCCGCCACUGUCGGCGAAGCACGCGAUAUCACCUUUGGUAGCGCAGAAGCGCCAUAUUGGUAUCGGAAAUCCACCGACUUUCAAGGUCGAUACCUCCGGCUUCACGACGGUGAUGGCCAACUUCUGGGUUCAAUGAUCCCAGAUCGUGUUUGCGAGAAACUCGCGGACCGAGUCUUCCUCCUGACUGCCUGGGAGCUGGAGGGGAUGUGUCCUUGCUGCCAGAGAUAUAAGUCCAGGUAUCGGCACUUUCUGGUCCUGCAACCAACGCACAAAUCUUGGACCAUAUACUAUCGACGAGUGGGUUAUGGCUGGUCGUACAACCGAACACUGUGCCACCAAGCCUACGAAGUGGAUAGAGCGUACUACAGGAGGUGGCAGGCAGCACCAGAGACCAUCCACCUUUUAUAA